ACCACUCUGGCACACACUCUAGCUGCGAGGGCUCAAAUCUGCUGGCUCCCGCCAGGCGCUCCUGACAAAGACAAGGAGAGGAGUACUGACAGGCUCCGGCGCCUCAACUCGACCACAAGCUCAGGGAGCCAGCGACCAGACAGAUCGCACAGAAGGUUCCCGAAGGCGCACACUCGGGGCCCAGCCGGCUGAGGAGCCGCAUCGCGCAUGCGCCUGGGUCGGCUUGCCGCACAGGAGUGAGCCCCAGGUGGGCGCGUUGCGUGUCACGUGCACGUCAGGAGCGAUGCGAAGCCGUUGGUGACCUUUCCUAAGUCCGAGAUGUCAGAAGAGACAGAUAACGUUGCAGUCGAAGAAGUUAUAGAUGAGCAUCUGCAGAAAGCUUUAGCUACAGAAGAAAAUCAGAACAUAAUAGAAACAUUGAGAGGCAAAGUAAGAGAAAAGCUGAAAAAUGCUAAGGUUAAUCAAGGUGAAAAGUCUUCAACUGGGCUGCUCAUUGAUACUAAGAUACAUCAGUGGUCUAAGGCUGAAGUCUCAGUGGAUGAAGGUCUUUCGUUUUUCCUUUUAAAUGGUGAAGAAAGCUCAGACAGCCAAGCUUUGGAGCAGCCUUUGGAGCAGAGAUCGAUAAAUGAAAAUUGCCAAAAACACAUUUCACCUGGUAAUAAUUUACAAAAUUUUGCUGAGAGCCAAGAUGAAAAUUUCAUGGAAGAAGUCAUUUAUCCAGACUUACUUGAAAUAAAAGCUGCUGAAUAUGAAGAUGAUCAAGAACACACGAAAAAGCAGGCAAACAUUUUUAUGCCAAGUAGUUCUCCAGUGGCCAACCAGUGUAAACUGCCAAAAGACAAGAUGCCACGAAUUUUAGAAGAUGAAGGAUUCUAUGUUCAGAGAAAACCAAAAAUAUAUAUAAAGACCUGCAACAAAAUGGAAAAUCGUCUGCUUAAACUAGAAGAGGGCAAGUGUUGGUUUGAAGAAAGUGGAGAAAUAAUGUCAUUACCUUCACCAAUUAGACAGUCAUGGAAUUUCAGACUGAACAUAAGAAAGGAAUCUUUAAAUCCAGCACUAAAGACCAUAUACAGGAAGGCAGUAAAAUAUGACCUAGAAAGCUCUAUUAGGAACAAAAUGGAAGGUCAAAGGGAAAUGUACCAGUUAGAUCUCAACAUUGUGGGUUUGCAGUUCAGCCAUCAUCCACUCUUCAAUCAAGAACAAGUAUUAUGUGCUAGGCUGCUCCAACUUUAUGAGUGUUUUCAGAACAGGCAGCAACAGAAUUUACCUCACCUACUUUAUGAGAAGCUGAAAGCACUGACAGAUGCUACCAAACUAGCAAAUGAACAUUCAGGUAUAAAUCAGCUGACCAGAAAAUCUUUACAAGAUUAUUAUUGGCAGAUAAGUAAUACAAAACAGCUGUAUGACUUAGAAAGGGAAAAGGACCUCUCACUACUGCAUAGUAUGUUACGGACUUGGAAACAGAUGAAAUCCCUUCGAAAACGGCAAGGGUUUACAAGCACCCCAAUAAAGUUACAGUUUCAGAGGAUUAAAAUGAAUAAGUAUGAUGAACAAAAGCAAGAAGAACUGUCAGAAAUGUCUGAGACUGAGAGGAAAACUGAAGGCAAAGGAUACAAGAAUGGGGAAAAAGAGGAGAGCCUCUCAUAUUUAGCUUCAGAACUUGAAGAAACAGAAAUUCAAGGGAUAAAGCCAGUUACCUUGAUGCCGCAACUUUCUUUCACUGCAGAAUUAACAAACUUAUACAAAUGUUUACCGCAUGAACAAAAGAGGAGAGCCAAAAUUCAGAAGCUUAAAUAUUUUAUUAAAAUAUUUUACAAUGAUAAACAGGUUUCCUGUACUUCCGUAUCUCCCCUACAGCUUGAUUUUAAAGUCAUGUUUCAGCAAAUUUUCAAUAUUCAACUAAUCUACUGGCCUGAAACAAUUUGCCUGGAGGUUUACGAAAUAAGUAAAAGGACAACCUUAUUGGCAAAACUCUAUUUACCUUUACCCAGCAACGCAGAGCUGAAAAGCAAAACUGUUUUGGAGUAUGUAGAAUUUAGCUGUGAUAAGCUGGUCAUACCUGCAUAUGGAGAAGUAGGAAGCAAUGUGCCCUUUCUUCUUGAGGGAAAUGGAACUGAAGAACUUUGUCUGCUGACAUCAGGAAAACUAAGCUAUUCUCUGUCGUGGGCCUUAGAUGAAAAUGGUGUUCCUCUGACACCUAUGUCACAGUCAUUAAGAUCUGCCUACUGCAGUGUCUUAAGAAAUGUAGAUGCUAGAGGUGUUCCUGGAAUUCCAUGGCUCAUUAAUACACAGAAGCUUUUUGAAUGGGCAAAUGAAGUCAGAAUUGAUCCAAAUAAUCCAGAAUAUUCGGAUUUAAUGGAGUUUAUUAUGUACAUGAAACAUAAGGGCCAAGACAUUCCAAAGUAUUUCCGUCUUGAACAGUUGCAAGAUGAAUUUAAUUUUGUUUCUGAGGAGGAAAUGAAAAAGAGUAAACGUUUCCAGCUAUUGCAACUUAGAAAUGCCGGUCAAUUAGAUGUUUUCCUUCUUCAGCACAUGCCCCUUUAUGAUCGAGAGAUUCCAGAUUUAGUCUUCCAGGAAUAUGAAAGUCAGAUAGAGAAGGAUGUAUCCAUUUCAGAUGUGAAUUCUAUUACUGCACAAAGGAUUCAUUCUGCCAAUUUUCUGAAAAAGAUGAGAAGGUUGAUAAUGAAAAGAAUUGUCAAAGUCAGCAGAUUUAACUUAUCAGAUAUUGUGACUGAUUAUGAAGAAAUUAUGUCUGCAAGCCAGUUGACACAUGCAAUUUGUAAACUUGUUGAACGACGAAGAAAGUUAAAGCCUCGAAGGAAAGAAAGGAAAAAGCUUGCAGCACAGACUGUCUCUCAUGGAGACAUUAAGAUUCUUGUCAGAAUACUGAGGGCUUAUAAUAUUCCUACCAGAAAAACAACAGUCAAUAGAGCUUUGGAUAUGCCUACUUAUUGGAUGUCAUCCAUAUCUCAUCUCAGACAUAAAGAAACAAUCAAAUCAGUAGCUUCAGGAGAGCUUUUAAAUGAGAUAAGUAUUUAACACUUUUAUAAAGAUACUGUACACCCUUUUGUGGAAGUUUCUUUUCAACACACUGUAUACCAAACCAAUACAUCAUGUGGAUCUCACCCAUGCUGGAAUGAAGAAAUUGGAGUAGACUUUGUCUCACCAGGGCAUGAUUACAGCUUCUCAAGCUUAUCUAAAAUAAAAGAUAAUAUAUAUAUCAACAUUUUUGAUGAAAUGAUGAUUGAAAACCAUGAGGAUCACUGUCUCAAGAGCUGCAGUGGCCACACAUAUGUGAGAAAGAAUUGGCUUGGGUCCGUUGUCUUCCCUUUCUCUGCUCUUCUGCAACAAUCUGAGAUUAAUGGAACAUUUCAAGUAAAUAUUCCACCAAUUUUGCUGGGGUAUACUUGGAGUAAGACUUAUGUGUCCCCUAAAGAGGAUUACAAUGGGCAAAAUUUGAAAGAAUGUACCUUUUUAAAUAUUUUUGCUACCAUCGAACCUCAAAUAGCAUAUAUCACCUCUAAUCCAGAACCAGAUAAGUUUUCAGAUCAAAUAGAUGUUCUGCAGAGAGCACAGAUUUUUAAAAAAAAUUGUAAGGCAGUGUUUCCCAACCGAAGAAUCACAACUACUGUUUUUAAUAGUGAAGGGAUACAGAUCUUAGUGACAAGAUAUAUCAAGGCCUUAAAUCCACCUCGACAACUUCUGGAUAUAUUUCUUCAUGAUUCUAAUGCAACACUUGACCUCAUUGCUCGAUUUGUAUCUUUGAUUCCUUUUAUGCCUGAUACACUGGAUGAAAAUGAUGGUUCUGAUAUAUGGAUGACCUCAGAGAGGUGCAUCAGUUUGGCUAUUGGAAAUAAGGAGGAACAUGCCAUACUUCUCUGUAAUUUCUUUUUGUAUUUUGGAAAGAAAGCCUUGGUCCUCCUGGGAACCUCAAUGUUGGAAGGACAUGUGGCUUAUGUGUUAACUCAGGAAACUGAUGAAUAUUUGCUUUGGAAUCCACUGACUGGGCAAUGUCAUAAGCAGUUUGACCCAUUUUGUCCCUUACAAAGUGUAGACUGUUUGUUUGAUGAUGGAAAUGUAUGGUUUAAUAUUCAACAAAAUAAUACACCAAUGGCUGUACAUUUUGACUAUUCAAAGGAAAGUUUCUGGAAACAGUUGUUUCCAAAAAAUUUUCAAGGAAUAAAAGCACAAAGCAUACAGCCUAAAGAGAUCAUUUAUUCAGAUACCAAUAAAAGCAUGGUAGAAGACAUAAAGAACAGGAUUGAAAGGACUUUAAAAUGUAAAAUGAUGGAAUGGCGACCUAAACAGCCAACACGUUGGAAUCGACAAUGCACUUCUAUUUUGCGACAAAUGCUUCCUAAGCUGGAACUUGGAACAGGAACCUUUGUUUCAUCUGAAGAAGAGAGUGAAUUUGAAAGACUGCUACAAUUUUAUUGGGUUGCAGGAUUUCCCAUCCAGAUGCCAUACAUUGAUGUCCAGUCAGUUAUUGAUGCUGUUUAUCAAACUGGAAUUCAUUCUUCUGAAUUUCCCCGGACAGAAUUUGCUCUAGCUGUAUACAUUCACCCAUACCCAAACAACAUAUUAUCUGUAUGGGUCUAUUUGGCUUCCUUAGCCCGACACCAGUGAAGAAAGAAGGGAAAAGAAAAGGAUUGUACUUUGGGUUUUUUUGGGUCCCCAGACCAGAAACAGCCAAUACUUUGCUGGUACUUUGGAAUUUUGCUGCUUAUCCUCCAGUCCAGCCAAGGGCUGAGCCCAGUUGUCAGUCCACUUAUACAGCUGUGCACCAUGGAGACUCACCCUGAUCUUUGAGGAUGAGUCUAGUUGACCUCCUCACUGAAGACAUGCUCAAGAAGAACCUUAGGGUCCCUGUCUACAGUACAUCUUAUUCUUGAAAAGAAGCAGUUCUGGCCUCUCCCCCUAAGAUGAGUGUUUCUCAGAUUGUGGGCCUCACACUGCCCCCAUCAGAAUCACCUGGACAGCCUCACUGAAAACGCAGAUGCCACUCACGACAUACUGAAUCAUAAUCACUGAGCUGGAGCUCCAGAACCUGCAUUAUUUUCAGUAAGCCCAUCAGUUAAUUCUGACGAGCUGUUAAGAUUCUUGCCUUAUAGAAUAUGUCAUUAUUAAAUUGAGGCUGGUGCAUUUGAUGCUGGUUCUGAUGCAGUGCCAGGUAGAAGAUACUCACGUGGAAACCAAAGGUCACUGCCUCUCAUAAGAUAAAAUGUUAUUUCAUGGGGAGAGAAAAAAGAAAAAUCUACCAUGUUGGGCUGAGGGCUGGGGUGGGCUUUUGGGGACUUUGCAAAAGUUUGUACUUAGGUUGCUAUUGACAUAAAGUCCUUAAAGCUGCUGCAAGUAUUUGAAACAGACCUGAACCAGGAAACUAUUGAAUCUAGUCUGCUCUCUUGAUUCUUUGAGGAAGGGUGGAAAUGGUCUCACCAAACCUCAUGGCUCCUUCUUUCCGUAGUGAGCAGCUUCCCACUCUGCCUCUGGCACUUUCGUUUCACAAUGGUAGACCCAGUGAGGCCCAUUUAGAUCCUGGAAAUCCCUCAAGAAAGGUGGAAAGGGAUCUAAGUAGGAACACUGUACUUUCUUGUAUUUGACUGUUCAGGGCUUCAUUGUGAAAAGUAUUUAUACAUUUAUUUAAAUAUUACAUAACACACAAUUUACAAAGUAAUAAAGGGAUAAGUAUUUUCAAAAGUUGACCAGAGCGGUUUUAUAUGAGGUGAAGGAAAGGGAAAGAAAGACCUCCUCUCCCAUCGCAGGAGUCCUAGGGCUCCUUGGGUCACUCCCACAGCAAGAGGAGAAAAGAGGAAUUCCCCAGUCUUUAUCCCCCCACAGAAUGCCCCCUGCAUGGACUGGCUCUCAUUUAUUUGCAACAAUGGUACUCUCAGACCAGCUUGAGAUUACUUUAUAAUGAGUAGAGAUUUAUGGGGAGUAUUUGGGCUUCUUUCCGUACAGAAGACUUUACAACAUGUGUGUUGCAAGAUCAAGGAAACUAAAAUGUUAAAGUCAAAAGCAAUCUCAGUCAUCAUCUAGUUCGUUUUAUAGAUAAUGAACCUGAGUCCCAGAGGAGGGAAAUGACUUGCCAAAAGCCACUCCAUUAAGAAGCAACAAAGCAAGAACCAAGAACCAAAGCCUCAGUCUUCUGGCUCCCAGGCCAUUGCGUCCAGUGGAAUAUGAUGCAGCCAUUGAAAGGAAUCCUGGAUGUUAUAGAAUGAUCACCGGAAUGCAUUGUAUGACAAAAUUAGGUGCAGAAUAGAGCAUGUAAGGUGCUAUCAUCUGUGCACAAAACGGUGCAAGGGUUAUGUACAUGGAUAGUUAUAUAUACCUAGAUAUCUCUGGAAGGGAUAGUAAGAGCGUUGCUCUGUAAACAACUGAGGGGUGGGGAAGUCUUGCUAGUUACUGUAUUCAGUCUUGUAUGAAUAUUUUACCUUUGCAUGCAUUCAUUUAAAAAAAAUAAAUAUUAAAAUCAGUAGCUUUCCAUUGCCUAAAGCUCAGUGAGCUACAAAAGCUCUCCAAAGAAUCUGGUCCUAGCCUCAACUCUUGCCAAACCCACCUGUGCCUUAUGCUGCAGGCAUACUGGACUCUGCAA
Loxodonta africana (African savanna elephant) is the source of this 6592-nucleotide messenger RNA. It is a transcript of the gene CC2D2B, whose product is annotated as coiled-coil and C2 domain containing 2B. Gene Ontology annotation, biological process: non-motile cilium assembly; protein localization to ciliary transition zone. The record is from RefSeq and is a predicted model, not a curated record. Gene Ontology annotation, cellular component: ciliary transition zone. The transcript has 34 exons. Lineage: Eukaryota; Metazoa; Chordata; Mammalia; Proboscidea; Elephantidae.